UCCUGGAAUCUCGGUAGCGGCAUUUUGGGUUUAGAGUUGAGUUGAGUUGAGGUGAGUUGAGGUGAGGUGAGUACGUUACACAAUAUUUGCAAGAUUUUUACAUUUAUUAAAUUAAAAAAAAAAAAAAAAAAACCUAAAAACAACAACAACAAAAAAAAACAACAAUUGGUGCGAUGACAAUGAAUAUAUAUAUCGUCAAAGGAAGCGUGGCUAAUGCACAUUUGGUAGUGGUGCACAUUUUUAUCUUGAAUGAAGCCGAGAAGGUCAUAGGUUUACCCCCUAAAAUAAAACCGAAAGAGGAAAAUCUGAAACCGUACAAAAUUUACUAUAAAUUAGGUUUGUCAACACAAAUGUAAAUUAUACUUAUUUUGUUGCAACGAAUGUAAGUUAGAAUUGCAUUAUAGAAGAAAUGAUGUGGAUAAUUAAUACAAGAUGAUACAUAUAUAAAUGAAUAUACCCUAAAUAUGUUAGUCGCAUUUUGUAAACUAUGUAUGAUUAACCUGUGUGUGUGUGUGUGUGAUGCAUAUAUGAUGUAAUGUUGUGCUAAACACAAAAGCCCAUUCUGUCCUAGGACAAGCAUUCAUAAGUGAUGACGUCUUGAUCAAUUAGACCAGACAUUAAAACAUGACAAAAUACUUUGAUCAGGGUAACGUGAACUUGUUUGGUUGGCUUCCAUCAUCAACCAGUUACAUUAGGAUAUGCUUUGGUGAUGGCCCUUUCUUGGAUCUUAAGCAUUGGAUACACACACGAAAGCUGUGUCUGUGUGGACAGGCACCAUUGCUCAGAACAGUUUCUCUUUAGCACACGUCUUUCGGUGAUGUGCUUCGUGCCGCACACGUUCGGUAUAAAUAUGAGGUACGAAAGUGUGCUGCCUGAGGUGUAUGUGAAGGUAUAGCUGAGCGUCAGCGGAAACACCCUCCUGCUACACCUCGCCUACACCGUCCAGCUCGGCUGUACCUGGGGAAACGCAGUGGAUACGAAGCAUUCAUCUUCGAUCAUGCCCAUUGUUUUUAAAUAUGAAACAUGAAACGUGAAAGGAGCAACAUGCCAGUAGGCACAUGUUAACAUACUGGAGGUCCUUCAAAAGAGAUGGUGCUUAAGGAGAUCCCCACGGAGAAUUUUACAAGACCCCUGGGUCGCAAUGAAGUUAUUGGUUUACUUUUUAGGUUAACGGUAUUUGGCGCUGUAACCUAUUUUACCAUCAAAUGGAUGGUAGAUGCUGUUGAUCCCACAAGGAAGCAAAAAAUGGAAGCACAGAAGCAGGCAGAAAAGCUUAUGAAACAAAUUGGUGUGAAGAAUGUUAAGCUCUCAGAAUAUGAGAUGAGCAUUGCAGCCCAUUUGGUAGACCCUCUGAAUAUGCAGAUCACUUGGAGUGACAUUGCUGGUCUGGAUGAUGUCAUUACUGAACUGAAAGAUACAGUUAUACUUCCCAUCCAGAAGAGGCAUUUGUUUGAAGGCUCAAGACUGCUGCAGCCCCCAAAAGGUGUACUCCUGUAUGGCCCCCCAGGCUGUGGUAAAACCCUGAUUGCUAAAGCUACAGCCAAAGAAGCAGGCUUUCGCUUCAUUAACCUGCAGCCCUCCACCCUGACUGACAAGUGGUACGGAGAAUCUCAGAAACUCGCCGCUGCUGUUUUCUCACUGGCGAUAAAACUGCAGCCUUCCAUCAUCUUCAUCGAUGAAAUUGAUUCUUUCUUGAGGAGCCGCUCUAGCUCUGACCAUGAAGCCACUGCUAUGAUGAAAGCGCAGUUCAUGAGUCUGUGGGAUGGCCUGGAUACAGAUUACAACUGCCAGGUUAUAGUUAUGGGAGCUACGAACCGUCCUCAGGAUUUGGAUUCUGCUAUUCUAAGGAGGAUGCCAACGAGGUUCCAUAUCAAUCAGCCUAACCACAGACAACGGGAGGAAAUUCUCAAACUCAUUUUAGAAAAUGAAAAUGUGGACACCCUUGUGGACCUACGUGAAGUUGCUAAGGAUACAGAUGGAUUCUCAGGAAGUGACCUGAGAGAGAUGUGCAGGGACUCUGCUCUGCUUUGUGUCAGAGACUACGUCCAUAACAACACCAAUGAAAGCAGUGUUGAAGAAGAUUUCGUCAGACCCAUCACACAAGGUGACCUCCGAAAGGCAAUAGAAAAGAUGAAGAAAUCGAAAACUGCAGGAGUUCAGGGUGUUCUGAUGCAUUCUGCCUUGGACUGAGUAGAACACCCAUCAAAAUAUUAUUCCCUGAUCAGCAACCAGUGUACAGUUAUUUAUUUUAUUUUAUUUAUUUUUUUUAAAGAUGCUAAUGAAAAUAGCUGAGUACAGGCUAAAUCAAUUUCUGCCCUGAGAAUGGGGUAUAUUCUUCCUGAAGAUUUAGCUGUAUAGAUUUCUGAGUAGUAAGUUUCAAUAAAAGAGAGAGUUCCAACAAUACUUAUAGGUAGAUAUUUAGGCCAACAUCGCACCAAAUUGUAAUGUGUUCUUAGUCAAAUAUCUUAACACUACUUUUACUGAAUUCACUGCAAACGCUUCAGUUAAUCAUGUAACUGAAACAAUGAAAGGAAGUGUCCUCGGUUUUAAAUACAAUGUUUGGGUAUAGUUCACUGUAUAUUUUGUUAAAUUAUGUUUGAGUAAAAUUAGUACAAAAUGUGGGGGUUUUGUUUUUUUGUAGCUUAAAAUUGUUUAGUGUGUGAGGGGAAAAAUACAUAUUAGCUAAAACUAUAGAAACUCAAGUCCAAGUUGGUAAACAUUUGGUUUAUUGCCUUGUGUAAUCACACUGAAGGCAGAAAACAAAACAUAUGCUAUAGCUUUCUCAGAAUUUAUGAUCAAGCAUUUAAAGUUAUGGAUGAAAAGUAAAUAUAAGCAGUGUUCUAGCCAUUAUAAAUAUGUUCAAGUAAGUGAGCAAUAUUACAUACGUCAAUACAACCUGGCCAAUUCCUAUACAGAACAUUAGUGUUUUUUAUUUGAUUUGCCUUGGUGUGAUACCAAAAACUUGUACUCGGUGAGUUUCACUAUGAGGAACUCCCAACAAUACUGUCGGCCAGAUAAGGAUGUUCGCUCAGUUGAGACUAGUUUGUGAAUUGUCACCGCUGGGGAUCGCAUAAGUUGACCAAGUUCAUGUGUUUUUAUGUCUUUGACCAGUCCAAAUGUUUGUCAUUGAAUGUAUUAAGUGUCUUGCCGUUUCUAAAUUUAGCACUAUUGGGUAUUUAAUAGUUAUGGAUGAUUCAGUGAGCAUUAAUACGCAAUUGUUCUUGAAUGUUGCUCUUCGGUUUAGAAAAAAGAGGCAGUUGUAGGUUCUAAAUAUGGUUAAACUUAGCCAUCUUUAAAAAUAGUCUUUGCAGCAUACAGUACCAAUGAACUAAACUGCUAAAAAAAAAAAAAAAGCAGCAGCACUCAAUUUGCACUAGAGUGUAAAGGUGUUUUACAUAUAUUCUUGCAGGAUUGGUAGUGUAUUACUUACUGUAUAGUUCCUGGGUGCUUUUGAAUGAAGUGCAGUGUGAUCAGUUAUAUACUGUAUUAUAAGAAUUAAUUACUGCUGGAAAAUAAGUAUUGUUUGUGUUUUCUAAUUUGCUUUUUCUUUGUGGUAUUACUGAAUGUAGAGCAGUGUAACUGGUGUAAAACUUGCAUCAGCCUAAUAAUUCAUCGCAUCAUAUUGUCUCUUGUUUCAACACGAAAUGUAUUUACAUUUUUCAGGGGUACAUUGGGGGAGGAGAAUGUAUAUAAAAUGUAAAAAAAAAAAAUAAAGAACUGUCAAUUUCAUUGCACAUUUAAACAGAUUUUAAUGGAUAGCGAUAUGUAAAAAAAAAAAAAAAAGUUCAUUUUUUAUUUUCAGUCUGUAUUAUACUGCUGUGAUAGUAAUAAAACACAAAUUAAACCCC
Molecule: messenger RNA, 3848 nt
Organism: Polyodon spathula (Mississippi paddlefish)
Lineage: Eukaryota; Metazoa; Chordata; Actinopteri; Acipenseriformes; Polyodontidae
Gene: atad1b
Product: ATPase family AAA domain containing 1b
Exons: 10
Coding region: 1090-2190 (366 amino acids)
Cellular component (GO): mitochondrial outer membrane
Molecular function (GO): ATP binding; ATP hydrolysis activity
Source: RefSeq, a predicted model, not a curated record